AUGGGGGAUGUUGCUCUGCGCAAGUUCUACCUCUACUCCACGAUACAGAGGCUAUACCUUGUAGCAAGGAGUAAAGAUCGCCAGGCAUGGAGGCUAGUGAAGUUCAAUCGAGAUCCGGUGGUGCCGACGGAGCUGGAGGCGGUGGAGGACCCCGUGACGUACACAGAGAAGGAGAUGGCUAUGCUGCUCACUCAGAUAAGCGCAGGCAACGCGGGCCAUGGGGGGAUCAAAUUUGAGGUCACGGCGGAUGCGGUGGUGGGCUGCUUUGCACUCUUGGAGGGCUGCUACCUCCUACUAGUCACGAAAAAACGAUUGCACGGAAGCGUGUGCGGUGAGAAGGUGUAUGGCAUUGCUCGCAGUCAGCUCAUCCCCAUUUCCCAGAACGCUGACAGCCAGCACAAACACCCAACUUCACCUGAGUGUGCAAGCCUUGACUCUGCUGCAGGGAUUGAGCUGUCCAAGGACUUUCUGUGGAGUUACACAUGGCCGCUGUGGCGGACAGUGCAGAGCAACAUGUCGGCAGAGGUGCCAGACUCUGCGUACGACAGCAUGUUUGUCUGGAAUGAGUUCCUGACACGGCAGCUGCGCUCGGCGUUGGGCAACGACCGGUGGCUGACGCCGCUGGUGCACGGCUUCUGGCAGCAGCGCUCGCUGGCCGUCCUGGGGCGUGCUCUCACCGUCACCCUCAUCGCCCGCCGCUCCCGCCACUUUGCCGGCACCCGGUAUCGGAAGAGGGGGGUGAAUGACGCGGGGCGGGUGGCAAAUGAGGUGGAGAUAGAGCAGGUGAUGCUCUCCUUGACUUCAUUGGAUGUCAUGUAUCUGGUGGCUUCGACUCAACUUGUAGGUGACGUGCAGAUUCGGGGCUCCAUUCCACUGUACUGGGUUCAGGACACCACCAGCAUGUCCCCCAUCAACCCCAAGCCCGCCAUCCAGCUGCAGCAGUAUGAUCCACACUACUCCGCCACCCGACUCCACUUCCAGGACCUGUCGGCGCGCUACGGGAAGCCCAUCAUAGUGCUGAACCUGGUGAAGAGCGCGGAGAAGCGGCCGAGGGAGUCCAUCCUGCAGGCAGAGCUGGCGCGCGCUGUGGCCUACAUCAACAAGGGGGUGCCUGCGGCAGACUGCGUGCGCUACAUCCCCUGGGACUUCAAGUACUAUGCGAAGCUGCGCGGGGGCCAGAUCCUGUCAGACAUUGUGCCGGUCAUGACGCGCGCGCUCGACGAGACCGGCUUCUUUCUCUGCGCGCCCGCCGCGCCCUCCUCCGAAGCCCGACGCACCAACGCCUCCGCCUGGCCUGCAUGCUUGCACUGCACCCAUGCACUGCACCCAUGUAAUUUUUAUGUACUUCUCUGCCUUUUGCAAGGCCUACUGUGCCUCAAUCUGCAUAUGCUGGUCGUCAACUCAUGUCCGCAUGCUGUUGUGUGCAGUCAGGCAGGGGAGCCGGAGGUGCAGAGGCAGGGCGGCAUCCUGCGCACCAACUGUAUCGACUGCCUGGACCGCACCAACGUGGCGCAGUUUGCUGCCGGCCUGUCCGGCCUGGGUAGGCAGCUGGUGGGGCUGGGCCUGGCGGCGCGGCCGGACCUUGACCCGCGCUCCUCUGCGGCCACCCAGCUCAUGGCCAUGUACGAGGCCAUGGGCAACACGCUUGCCCGCCAGCAGUACGGGGGCAGCGGUGCCCACGCGGCGGUGUUCAAGCACCAGCGGGGGGACUGGCAGGCGGCGACGCGCGUGCGCGACAAGCUGAUCAGCCUGCGCCGCGCCAUCAACAACGGCUGGUACGACGACGAGAAGCAGGGCGCCAUCAACCUCUUCCUGGGCCACUACCAGCCCUGCCUCGGCCAAUCCGAGCUCUGGAACCUCGACUCCGACCAUUACCUGCACUCUGGUGUGUUUGAAAUCAAAGGGGGAGAGAGAAAAUUGCCUGGUCUGGUGAAUCUGCUUGCGUUGAUCCCCGUAUUGGGCGUGCUCUAUGUUGUCAGAUUCACAUUAGGGCUCUGCAUGUUGCAUGGGCACCUGCUGAGUAUGCCAUCCUCCCACAAAUUGGCCACUGUUGCAUAG
Molecule: messenger RNA, 2058 nt
Organism: Coccomyxa subellipsoidea C-169
Lineage: Eukaryota; Viridiplantae; Chlorophyta; Trebouxiophyceae; Coccomyxaceae
Exons: 12
Coding region: 1-2058 (685 amino acids)
Biological process (GO): phosphatidylinositol dephosphorylation
Cellular component (GO): intracellular membrane-bounded organelle
Molecular function (GO): phosphatidylinositol-3,5-bisphosphate 5-phosphatase activity
Source: RefSeq, a predicted model, not a curated record